AUGGAACUGGACUCCUUUGAGAACUCCAAUUGGCUGCUUGACUACGACAUAUCUGAGUUCCCACCUCCAGCUGCCGGCUUCAGCUGGCCCUCUCAAUCUACCCUCAAUGCUCCCCCUAAUGUCAGUGCUGCAGUUGGUUGCUCAUUUGCCGAUUCAGAUAGCUUGAAGGAAGUUGUCUCCAGGAAAAGGUUGAAAUCCGAAUCAUGUGGUGCAUCUCGAUCAAAAGCAUGCCGGGAGAAAUUGCGGAGGGAUAAGCUGAAUGAUAGGUUCCUGGAACUGGGUGCCAUCUUGGAGCCUGGAAGGUUACGCAAAACAGAUAAGGUUGCUAUUUUAAGUGAUACUGUAAGAAUAGUGCAUCAGUUACAAAGUGAAGCGCAGAAGUUGAAAGAAUCAAAUGAGGAGUUGCAAGCAAAAAUUAAAGAAUUGAAGGCUGAGAAGAAUGAGCUUCGUGAUGAGAAGCAGAGGCUGAAGGCAGACAAGGAGAAGUUGGAGCAGCAAGUCAAAGCCAUAAGCACACGGUCAGGCUUCUUGCCACACCCCCCUCCAAUGCCAUCUGCAUUUGCAGCUCAAGGGCAAGCUGCUGGAAACAAGUUGAUGCCUUUCAUUGGAUUACCUGGUGUUGCCAUGUGGCAAUUCAUGCCACCUGCUGCAGUUGACACAUCACGGGAUCAUGUACUUCGCCCUCCAGUUGCUUAAUUUGAAGGAUGUUGAUGGUUUGGUUCUUACUGCCAGUCUCUUUAUGUUUGCUUGUUUACUUAUCAUUCUUAUGGUCUUUGGACUAUUGUUGUAAUGUUAUGUGUGAAGAUCGGAUAGUUGAGUAGCUGGACAUUCUGUCAAGAAACUAGCAAUUUCCAUGGGUUUCUGCUAUUCCAAAUGUAGAAUACAAUAAUUUAUAAAUUUUAACUAGUCAAAUGAGUCUUUAACAGUGGUUUAUUCAUUGUCCUCCUAUGAGUUCCAGUUUCAUGUGUUUUGGAAAGUUU
Messenger RNA from Durio zibethinus, 980 nucleotides. The record is from RefSeq and is a predicted model, not a curated record. NCBI's taxonomy places the organism in Eukaryota, Viridiplantae, Streptophyta, Magnoliopsida, Malvales, Malvaceae.